CCACUGCCACCGCCUCCGGACCAUCCACCUCCGGAUUUCCAUCCACCACCUCCACCUCCGCUGGACCAACCACCGCCUCCGCCAGACCAUCCACCACCACCGCCUCCACCUCCUAAUUUCCAGGCACUAGGCCAUCCACCUCCUCCUCCUCCACCGCCUCCGGACCAUCCACCCCCACCUGAUUUCCAACCGCCACCACCUCCACUUGGCCAUCCACCGCCUCCCCCUCCA
This is a messenger RNA of Leptopilina boulardi, 231 nucleotides long. RefSeq lists its product as uncharacterized. NCBI's taxonomy places the organism in Eukaryota, Metazoa, Arthropoda, Insecta, Hymenoptera, Figitidae. The annotation marks the transcript as partial. The transcript has a single exon. The record is from RefSeq and is a predicted model, not a curated record.